Molecule: messenger RNA, 934 nt
Organism: Bactrocera latifrons
Lineage: Eukaryota; Metazoa; Arthropoda; Insecta; Diptera; Tephritidae
Exons: 1
Coding region: 117-809 (230 amino acids)
Source: RefSeq, a predicted model, not a curated record
AGAGGAAAUCAUUCCAAACUUCAACACUUCUGGGUCUUAUCAGUCACACGCUUGAGCUUAGCGUCAAAAAAGUGCGCGUUUUUCAAUAUCCAAUCUCAAGUAUUCAUAAAAAAAAAAUGCGUGCCUUCAUCGUACUCUGUUUAUUCGCCGCUACCUGCGCCGAUAACCUGGGCUACAACUAUCGCCCGGAAGGACACACAGAUGCCGGACUCUCGUUUGCACCCGGUGGCAGCAGUGGCGGACUUGGUGGACUGGGUAGUUAUGGUGGACCAGGAGGUGCCGCGACACAAGUUUCACCUUCUUAUUCCGCACCUGCCGCUGAAUUCGACAAGGAGUUCUACAGCUACACCGCUGAUGAGGAUGAUUUCAAUGAACCCGCCGGCAGYGAACAACUGGAUGCUUUAUUGAAAAAGAAUCUGCGUGUUGUCUUCGUUAAGGGACCCGAAAAUAAUGGUUUGGAGAACGCCGCCCUCAAUCUUGCCAAACUUGCUGCCGAACAGAAGACCGCCAUCUAUGUUCUACAAAAACAAGCCGACUUGGGUGAUUUGGCCAACAAAUUGCAGUCUCAACAUGAUCUCACAGGUCAUAAGCCAGAGGUGCACUUCGUCAAGUACCGUACACCAGAGGAUGCUGUCAAUGCCCAACACGCUAUUCAAUCGCAAUACGAUCAAUUGGGUGGCAAUUCGCAGUCACAUUAUGGUGGCGUGGCUCCUGUUCACAACUUUGCUUCUGAGGCUACUCGUCAAGCGCCACGUAUUGCAAGCGCACCGGGUGCCACUUACUUGCCUUCCUCGAUUAUUCGUGUUUAAUGUGGAAAGUGCGAAUAAUAAUACAGUUUAUGUAGAAGACUCCGAAAUGUGAUAAAACGACCGUCAUUGUUAUGCUUUGUUGACUAAUAUAUAAAUAAUAAUAAAGUUGAAUUUCUAAAAUAUAA